AAGUUCACUUUGUUCUCUUUUCUUCUUCUAAUACAUACAUACAUACAUUUGUCUCGUGUACCGUUUUUGCUUUCGCGAGCGUAUUUAUUGCUCUUUCCUUUUUGCUCGACGGUCAAUCGCUUGCGUCACAUUCGUCAUUUGAAGUCUCUUCUCCACGUUUUGUUAUUGUGCUUUUGGUGUUUUCUUUUUGGCGUGCAGUAGAUAAACAUGAUUAGACAGACUGGUUGUCUUACUCCUUGCAAAUUUUAGACCUACUCGAUACAUUGGCACUCAACGACGGACCCAUAUUGCAGAGCUUUCGCCGAAGUGCUGUGGAUGAAUUUGGCAGUGAAUUAAACGAGACGGAGGAACAAGUUGACAUCAAUAAGAUGCCAGUGGAAUUACUGAGACGCGCCAGCGAGACUGCAACGAAUAGCAUCAUGGAUAUGGAGCCCGAAAAUGAGCACCUGCUGAGUGAGAAGCAAUCAAAGCAAAAGGAGGAUGGCCAAAAGCGACCGUCGCCUCCGCCACGUGCUAAUCCAAUGGGCAAGGGACAAAAGCAACCAGGAAAUGGCAAGCGCAACCAGCAACAGCAGCAACAACAGCAACAACAACAAUUGCCGGCGAACAAUAGAGUGUCGCAGAGUGACAACAUGCCAGAGAACCCGGCUUUUGCUGCUACUGAUGGCGAUGAUGGUUGCGGAGCUGCACCGCCAGCACAUACCAAAUUAGACAUACAAAAAUUCCCAGAGGAGUACAAUAAUGGUGGCACGUCAGAUGUUGCUGCUGUUGCUGUUGUCGCUGGCGAGACACAGGCACAAAAUGCAGCAACAAUAAUUUUAACGCCGACAUCAUUAAAUUUAACAAAUACAACACCAAAUGCUCCCCCCGGCGGUGGCGGUGGCAGUGGCAACAACAAUGGCAACAGCAACAGAAGCAACACAGACAAUGGCACGGGUUACAACACAACGCAGCAGGGCGAACACUACAAAGGACCUAAAUGGUGGCGACACUUUGUGCUGCACUGGAGUCUAGUUUCCGAGCACGCUGCUCUGCUGGUGAUAUUCCUAGGACUGUGGGCGCUGGGCUUUGCCCUGCUGCCCGAAUAUGCAAUACCCUCGACGGCCAUCAUGCGCAUCAUAUUGCUGUUUGUGGGCGCCCAGAUAUCGGGCAUUUUGGUGAGCUUUAUGCAUCUGCCGGACAUGCUGGGCAUGCUCUUCUUUGGCGUCGUCUACACGAAUGUGGGACUGGCCAAUUUCGAGGGAUACGAACGCUUUGAGCUCUUUCUGAGAGAAAUGGCUUUAAUCAAUAUCAUGCUGUUAGCCGGCUUGGGACUUGAUGGCAGCGCAUUUAGGCGACUCUGGCUUAUGAUACUGCGACUGACACUUGUGCCGACCAUCGUCGAGGUGGCCAUAAUAGCCAUAUUGGCCUACUACACGCUCUCGAUGCCCUGGCUGUGGGGCAUUGCCUUGGGGCUGGUCAUCACGGCCGUAUCACCGAACGUGGUUGUCACCGUCAUGCUGAAGCUGAAGGAGGAUCGCCUUGGCCUUAACAGCGGCAUACACACGCUCAUCUAUGCCAUGACCACAUGCAACGAUGUUGUGGCCAUCUUUAUGUUUGGCGUCAUAAUCAGCGUCAUAUUCUCGUCAAGCUCGCUAACGCAAAAAGUGCUUCAAGGUCCCAUUGGCAUUGGUAUUGGACUUGUUUUUGGUUAUCUCUAUGGCAUGAUGCUGCACUAUUUGCCGUCUCGCAAUGCGGUCUAUGCGAAUGGUUUGCGCUUUGGCUUGACCAUCUUGGGCGGCACCAUCGCUGUGAUGGGCAGUCGUGUUAUUGGCUUUACUUCCGCCGGUGCAUUGGGCUGUGUGAUGAUGGCUUUUAUUGCCGGCAUCGGCUGGAAGCGGCAGGAGCUGAAGAUGACACCUCAGCAAUUGGAGGCUUAUAAAGUGGCAAGCGUGCCGAAGCGUCUUGAUCUGUUGUGGAAGUUCUUGAAACCGGUUUCGUUUGCGCUCAUUGGCAAGGAAAUCAAUUUCAAUGUUCUCGACGGUCGUGUGUUGGGCUAUGGUGCAUUGUUGGUCCUGCUCGGAAGUUUGUUCCGUUUGGCUUUUGCAUAUUUAUCCACAUAUGGCGGAAAUCUGUCGAGAAAGGAACGUGCCUACAUUACAAUUUCCGGUUUUCCCAAAGCAACGGUCCAAGCUGCCCUGGGACCCGUCGCAUUGGAUCUGGCACGUACUCACAACGUUGACGGCGGAUUGGCAUUGGCCAGCAACGUGCUCAUCAUUUCAGUGCUGGCCAUUAUUUUCACAGCGCCAUUGGGUGCCAUUUUGAUGCUACGUCUUGCGCCAUUUUGGCUUAAACAUGGCGACACCGUCGACACGGCCGAAACGCCAGUGACACCGCCGCCAUCAUCGCCACUUAAUAAUGUCGCCGAACUAACUACAGUAAACACUCAAAAGAGUGCAUAACACUUCAAACUUUGAACUCCAAACUUCGAAAACACUCCACAAAAAGCAUUUUCCUUGGUGGUGGGUUAGGCGCAGUAAUUAGCAUUUCAUUAUGUUUACUUAAUUAAUUAAUUAUUUUUAAUCUCCCUGUGUGUUUUUGUAUUGUACUUACUAAUUUUAUGAACUGUUGUACUUAAUGUUGCCCUUGUCAGCUUACAAAAUAUAUGUAAAUAAUUAAAGGC
Messenger RNA from Drosophila nasuta, 2662 nucleotides. RefSeq names its product Na[+]/H[+] hydrogen antiporter 2 (gene Nha2). The coding region runs from base 369 to 2441 and encodes 690 amino acids. Lineage: Eukaryota; Metazoa; Arthropoda; Insecta; Diptera; Drosophilidae. The transcript has 11 exons. Gene Ontology annotation, molecular function: antiporter activity. Gene Ontology annotation, cellular component: membrane. The record is from RefSeq and is a predicted model, not a curated record. Gene Ontology annotation, biological process: proton transmembrane transport.